Molecule: messenger RNA, 6276 nt
Organism: Lymnaea stagnalis (great pond snail)
Lineage: Eukaryota; Metazoa; Mollusca; Gastropoda; Lymnaeidae
Source: the annotation of a GenBank genome assembly
UUUAAACUAUUCCUUACGUUGUGGGCAUUUAUGGAGAACCUUUUAUUCUCUGGUUUGCGGGCUGGAUGGCCCGCUCUGGUGUACGUCCUUAAGCAAGAGCGCGUGUACUCACAUUUGUGUACAGAACAUGGUGUACUUGGGAGUAACGUUACACAAACAGGUACCGUCAUCAGCAGAAAGGAACGAGCUCCUAUAGGUAUAACAAUGCAUCAAGCUCUUAAUUCAAAUGCACACGUUGUGAAUACCACUGUGAUCAACGCGAUGUCCUUACUGGGCACGUCAGCUGACAGAUUGGCGACUUCUAAUUGGACGUCUGGUGGCAGCGCUUCUAACAGACUUCCAGAAUAUGCCGUCAACUUGACUAAUCAGGAGCUGACCGGGCAUUUGAAGACCGCAUGUGACGCACAAGACGCCAUCUUUAACCAAUGCUUCACAGUGGCUACAGCCACCAUGGCACUCAGUGGACUGUUGUAUGGACAACUGAAUUACAAAUAUGGAAUCAGGGUGCCACGGGUAUUAUCAGUGUGAGUUGAAAAGUAUAAGAUGAUCUAAAAAUAUCAACUUACAACUUAUUAUACGUAAGUCGUACUUAUGCCCAUCGCAAUUCUUAAACUUUAUUUUUUGAUUGUCUCAGGGAAUGAGCCGAAGAAAGCUAUGUUCCCUCCUGUUCUUAUAGACCAUGCGCUGUUUCACAUAUUACUAUCAUCUAUUUUUCUCUCUUGUCUUUCCCAAUCCUCCGUGAAACUUCUCUUACGCGAGGCUCUCUUUUCAUGUUGUACUUCUAACAUUAAUUAUCUCCCUCUCUUUCUCUCUCUCACAACAAGGCACGCAUCUCUUAUUCUCUCUCAGUAUCUCACUCUCUUUCUCUCUCUCACAACAAGGCACGCAUCUCUUAUUCUCUCUCAGUAUCUCACUCUCUUUCUCUCUCUCACAACAAGGCACGCAUCUCUUAUUCUCUCUCAGUAUCUCACUCUCUUUCUCUCUCUCACAACAAGGCACGCAUCUCUUAUUCUCUCUCAGUAUCUCACUCUCUUUCUCUCUCUCACAACAAGGCACGCAUCUCUUAUUCUCUCUCAGUAUCUCACUCUCUUUCUCUCUCUCACAACAAGGCACGCAUCUCUUAUUCUCUCUCAGUAUCUCACUCUCUUUCUCUCUCUCACAACAAGGCACGCAUCUCUUAUUCUCUCUCAGUAUCUCACUCUCUUUCUCUCUCUCACAACAACGCACGCAUCUCUUAUUCUCUCUCAGUAUCUCACUCUCUUUCUCUCUCUCACAACAACGCACGCAUCUCUUAUUCUCUCUCAGUAUCUCACUCUCUUUCUCUCUCUCACAACAACGCACGCAUCUCUUAUUCUCUCUCAGUAUCUCACUCUCUUUCUCUCUCUCACAACAACGCACGCAUCUCUUAUUCUCUCUCAGUAUCUCACUCUCUUUCUCUCUCUCACAACAACGCACGCAUCUCUUAUUCUCUCUCAGUAUCUCACUCUCUCUCUCUAACGCACUCCUUUUAUGACGUAGUCCUUCACUCUUUGUAUAUAUAAAUGAAUGCAAUGCUUUUCAAUACUCUGGCUUCUACUUUGCUUCGGUCAUUUUGAUCCGUGUGUUUGAGAAUAGCUGGCAUUUUGUACGAAACGCAAUCAACCAAUUUGUAGAAGGAAUAUAGUUCGAACGGACGUUCGUUCAAAUAAAAAUAAGCUCUAAUGAAAUUUAAAUUUAAAAAAAUAAAAAAGACAUUUUCAAGUUCAAGGGGAAAAUCUUAAAUUUUAAAAUAAUUUAAAAAAAUUUUUGUUUUGUUUUUGGGUCCAUUUCUUCGGUUCAAAUAGAAUUCCGUUAAUUUAAUUCUUGUAUACAAAAAGUAUCACCAUUAUUCAUCUCUAGAAGUUGUAAUCCUCUACACUACCAAUACGAACUGCAUGGCCAUAUACUUGAGAAAGUUUCCUCAGUAAAGUACCUGGAUGUUACCCUUCAAAGAGAGGUCGGCUAGGACGAGCAUAUUAACAAUGUAUGUAACCAAGCAAACAAGACCCUGGGGUUCUUAAGGCGAAAUCUGGAUAUUGGCAACUCCUGUGUAAAAGAAAGAGCAUAUAAAGCCUUUGCCCGUCCGAUUUUAGAUUAUGCAUCUUCAGUCUGGGACCCAUUUACCCAGAAGAGCAUUGACAGGUUGUAGGCUGUCCAGCGACGGGUGGCUCGUUUUGUCCUGAACCGAUACAGGAAUAACUCUAGUGUUGGCAGUAUGCUGGAAACACUAGGCUGGUCACCAUUGGAGGAACGACGACGACAAUCCAGGCUCUCCAUCAUGUACAAAAUAAAUAAUGGGCUGGUCCACUGCUCCAGCAUUAAACAGAAACUCGUCCCUCUCCCCCACAGACAUCGACGAGGCCAUGACAGGCAAUUCCGGCUCAUACCAGCAAGAAGCCAGUGUAUGAAUUGCUCAUUCCUGCCCAAGACAAUCAGGGACUGGAACAAGCUUUCAAAAGAAACAGUUGAGGCGACAACACUAGACACAUUUGUGUCUAUUGCCUCAAGCCUUCCAACCCCCAUUGCAUGAUUCCUUCACAAAGUAGCACUUGUAAUCAUUGAAAUAUCCUCAUCAACACCAGGCAGAGAAACAUUGCAAAUCCCCUCUACAUGCAUACGAGCCAAAAUGAUCAAUAAAUUGAUCGUGGGCCCUUAAUAUAUAGAAGAAGAAGAUGAUUAGAAACAGAUAUUCAUUCUUCGAUAAAUUUUGCUUUAAUUUGCUAAAAAUAGUGGACAUUCUUAUUUGAAUUUGUAACACUGAUUUAUAACAACAAAAGCUAUUUUUCAAGCUAAUUAUUGGUAUCAACCCGAAAUGUAAGCCUCAUAUGAUCAAUGACAAGUCACCCAAAGUGGCCUCCAGGUUUCAAGUUACCUCCGUAAAAUGCAUGCAUGAUAUUUCCAUGCCGCUUGAAGAAAGAAAAUCAGCGAAGAAUAAAAAAAAAAAGUCGUAAUACUUCGAGUUGUAACUAUAAAUAUAUGUCACUAUUAAUAUCUGUCACUGCUAAUAUCUGCCACUGCUAAUAUCUGUCACUGCUAAUAUCUGUCACUGCUAAUAUCUGCCACUGCUAAUAUCUGUCACUGCUAAUAUCUGUCACUGCUAAUAUCUGCCACUGCUAAUAUCUGCCACUGCUAAUAUAUGUCUCUGCUAAUAUCUACCACUGCUAAUAUUUGUCUCUGCUAAUAUCUACCACUGCUAAUAUUUGUCACUGCCAAUAUCAGCCACUGCUAAUAUCUGUCACUGCUAAUAUCUAUCUCUGCUGAUAUCUGCACUGCUAAUACCUGUCACUGCUCAUAGCUGUCACUUUUAAUUACUAUCACUGCUAAUAUCUCACACUGCUAAUAUCUGUCACUGUUAAUAUCUGUCGCUGCUAAUAUCUGUCACUGUUAAUAUCUGUCACUGCUAAUAUCUGUCACUGCUAAGGUCUGUCACUGUUAAUAUCUGUCACGGAUAAUAUCUAUCACUGCUAAUAUCUGAAUCUUUCACUUCCAAUAUAACUAUAGCUACGACCAAAUUCAUUUCAAACAAAUUUCCGGUUACCUUGAAAAAUAUCCUCUCAAAAAAUGCUGUUUUUAUUUGUUAAAAUUCCAUGAUUCCCAGAUUUGUUUUCGUGGCUGGCUCUGUUUCCAUAUCAUUUGUGGAUGAAGGUGAGUGAAUAGAUUUGUAUCCAUAUCAUUUGUGGAUGAAGGUGAGUGAAUGGAUUUGUAUCCAUAUCAUUUGUGGAUGAAGGUGAGUGAAUGGAUCUGUAUGAACAUCCUUUUUGAUUAAGGUGAUUGUGGCGUUUUUGUUAAAAUAGUUAUCAACGUGGAUAGUAAAAAGCUUAAACUAAAGUUAAUUUUUUUGUUUUUAAUAAGCAAUUCGUCACACAUUGCCACUAAAAAUAUUUUCCAGCAAUGAUGAUACAUGUAUGUAUAUCUGGCAGACUUUCCAUGGCUGAUCUUCCCUGGUUUUCUCCUUGUAAGUUCAGGUGGAAUGGCACUAUACCUGACCAACAACCAGGUAGGUCAAUGUAAGAGGGCCAUGUAAAGGGGGAGAAAUGGGGACCGCCUAGGGUGCCAGCCUCAGGGGGAACAAAAGCCAAAACCAUCCUUAGAUUUUCAAAGGCAUACGACUAUAUAAUAUAUUAUUUAUUGAUGAAAAGGGGUGGGUAGCCAAUUUUAGAGCUUUUACUCAACACGCUCCUGUAGAUACAUGAAAGUAAAAUGGUUCUCAGCCUGUGGGAAGUGGUUCUCAACCUGUGGGCCACGACGACCCUCCCCCGGAUCGACUGACGACAUUUCAGGGAAUUUCAGAAUAUAUAUUUUAAAAUGAAAUUAUAAUUUGUGAUUGGGCUAUUUUCUUAUUAUUACUACAAUCUGACUACACUCUAGAGACAAAACAAAAAAAUAAUAACAUAAAAUAAUAAUAAUUAAUAAAUAAAAAUGGAUCAUAAAAUAAUUGGUUCUUUCGGUAGAUGUCAACUGUUAAUAGUGUUAAUACUUUGCCAGUGUCUUUACUUUAAAAUAUGACGUGAUUUAAUUGUUUGUUUUUUUAGUAUUGUUAAUUGUUUCCUCUCUUUUUUUUUGGCCUAAACUUAGAGUCUGGCAGCUUCCAGGCAAAAGCUAUGACUAGCUGCGUUAAUUUAUUUUUAGGGAUUGACUUACAUAGGCCCCUCUACAGACCCCCAUCAUUCUUAACCCUUAUUUCUGCUUCCCUCCACCCCUGAUCAAAAUUGCACUACCAACACUAUUUAACUACAAUAAAACAAGUUAUCCCCCUUCUCAUUAACUGUCUCGUAAUCUCAAGGUGUAAUUAUCAUUGUGGGGCCCAGCACUAAAAAGGUUGAGAACCGAUAGGUUAGGAUUUUUUUUAUUUAGCUAUUAGUGUUUAAAUGACCUUCACCUUUGAUGCCUUCGUGUUCGCUGGUGGUUCUAUAAACACACUUUUCUCUUCUCCCCAUUGGGUGAAAGACAGAAAAUUAGAAGAUGACUUUUUUUUUUUUUUGGAACACCCGGACCUGGAAUCGUAAACGCUGGUUUUUUUCGCAAAUACCGCGAUCCGGACCGGAUGAUCCAGCCCUAAUACUGAGUCACCCUGGAACAUGUAGAAUUAGAAGGAUUGAACUCUUCAACUGUGUAGCAAUAAAAACCUCACGAAUGGUUAAAUCUUGACAAUGUCAAUGAAUCAUCUAUGCAUUUUUUAGUUUUUGGUCGUUUAUGAAUGUUGUUUAAUAAUUUUGAGGAGAAGCCAAUUUUGAAUCAUUGAGAUUGUUAUUUUCACAAUGUAAAAUUCAAUUAAAAUGAUGGUAAGUCGUGCGGUCGUAUGUCUUGCGACUUCAAAUACUGGAGAAUAGGGGCACGAGAUUAAACAGGGUUGUAACUCCGAUUUUUGUGAUAGAAUUUUACUGUUUUUGUGAAUUAUCCAGUCAACUGCUAUCGACACAUCAAUUAACUCAUCCAUCCAUCUACCAUCCAUCUACCAUCGAACCAUUCAUCUAACAUUCACACAUACAUUCUCCAACUUAACCAUCCAUCUAUCUACCAUCGAACCAUCCAUCUAACAUUCAUACAUACAUUCUCCAACUUACCCAUCCAUCCAUCUACCAUCGAACCAUCCAUCUAACAUUCAUACAUACAUUCUCCAACUUACCCAUCCAUCCAUCUACCAUCGAACCAUCCAUCUAACUUUCAUACAUACAUUCUCCAACUUACCCAUCCAUCCAUCUACCAUCGAACCACAUAUUUAGCAUUCAUACAUACAUUCACCUACUUACCCAUCCAUCCACCUACCAUCGAACCACCCAUUUAGCAUUCAUACAUACAUUCACCUACUUACCCAUCCAUCCACCUACCAUCGAACCACCCAUUUAACAUUCAUACAUACAUUCACCAACUUACCCAUCCAUCCACCUACCAUCGAACCACCCAUUUAACAUUCAUACAUACAUUCACCAACUUACCCAUCCAUCCAUCUAUCAUCGAACCAUCCAUCUAACAUUCAUACAUACAUUCUCCAACUUACCCAUCCAUCCACCUACCAUCGAACCAUCCAUUUAACAUUCAUACAUACAUUCUCCAACUUACCCAUCCAUCCACCUACCAUCGAACCAUCCAUCUAACAUUCAUUAAUACAUUCUCCAACUUACCCAUCCAUCCACCUACCAUCGAACCAUUCUUGUACUAUACACCAAACAGAUAUCCUAUAUGUUUACGAGAGGUAGUGCGGCUCUAGUGGGUCUCUUGUGUGGAGCUUUGGAGGCUUCGUCAUUUGUACAGACAGUU